Molecule: messenger RNA, 1755 nt
Organism: Aspergillus pseudonomiae
Lineage: Eukaryota; Fungi; Ascomycota; Eurotiomycetes; Eurotiales; Aspergillaceae
Product: 3-dehydroshikimate dehydratase
Exons: 2
Coding region: 1-1755 (584 amino acids)
Molecular function (GO): shikimate 3-dehydrogenase (NADP+) activity
Source: RefSeq, a predicted model, not a curated record
AUGCCCUCAGAAACAGAUCCCCGUGCCUAUGCAUACCUCGUUGGCAUUGGAGUGACCCACUCUAUCGCUCCACCCAUGCACAACUACAUCGCAAAAGCACUAGGUCAUGACUGGACGUUCCUGGCAAAAGAGUGUCCGACGGUUGAAGAUGCCGUACAACUGUUUCGACGAUCUGACUUCGCCGGUGGAGUGGUGACCAUGCCUUACAAGCGCACCAUCAUGGACCACCUGGACGGUCUGGACGAAUACGCUAUCCGGCUGGGGGCGUGCAACAACGUAUACCGGACGUCUGACGGAAAGCUAAGAGGUACCAAUACAGACUGGCGAGGAAUUAAGGGAUGUUUGCUGGGAGCGAGCGCAGCAGGCAGGGGAAAGCCGGCUGUGCUCAUUGGCGCUGGAGGAGCGGCGCGGGCGGCAAUAUUCACCCUGCACGACCAACUGGAGUGCCAUCAGAUCUAUCUGGUGAAUCGAGACCGCGAUGAAGUCAAGGUCCUCUUGGACGAAGCAAAACAGGUGUAUGGCGAUGGCUUGGAAAUAAUUUACGUCGAGCGCGCCGAGCAGGUCAAUACUCUUCCAUCGCCGUAUUACAUCGUGGGGACUGUUCCGGAUGCCGAACCCAGUACCCCAGAUGAAAUUCAGGUUCACCAAAUCAUCGGAUCAUUCUUGUCAACCCCUCAAGAGAAGGGUGUUCUACUCGAUAUGUGCUUCAAGCCACGAAAUACGCGCAUCCUGCAAGCUGGAAAGGCAAACGGCUGGAGGACCCCAGCAAUCGCAUCCAUGUCCUUGGGAAGAGCCUGGGUACAUUCUCUCCCCGAAAAGCUCGCCCAGGCAGCGAAAGCAGGAUUCAAAGGUGUCGAAAUAUUUUACGAAGAUUUGGAAUAUCUCGCUAAAGAAAAAGGGCCCGUGACUGAGUCUGCCUUACUUUCUGCCGCUCAAGAGACGAGAGCAAUCUGCGACCACCAUGGCCUCAAAGUGAUCGGAAUGCAACCAUUCUUGUUCUAUGAAGGCUUAACGGAUCGAGCACAGCACCAGGAAAAGAUCGAGCGCCUUAAGCUGUGGUUUGUCAUAGUCAAGAUUCUGGGCACCGAUAUCAUCCAAAUACCUUCUAACUUUCAAGCCGACGGAAUAUCGGGUGAUCUGGAUUUGAUUGUUUCCGACAUGGUCGAAGUCGCAGACCUGGGACUGAAAGAGGAGCCUGUCGUCCGAUUUGCAUACGAGAAUCUCGCCUGGGGUACUUUCAUUUCAACGUGGGAGAGUUUGUGGGAGGUGGUUCGACGUGUGGACCGGCCUAAUUUCGGGUGUUGUCUGGACACCUUCAACAUCGCCGGACGGGUCUGGGCCGACCCUGCCAGUAUCUCUGGUACGACACCAGAUGCAGACACGGCAUUGGCUGCAUCAUUAAAGAGCCUCGUUCGGACGGUCGAUGUGAACAAGGUGUUUUACGUGCAGGUUGUCGACGCAGAAAGAAUGCAACGGCCGUUGAUCGAGGGCCAUCCUUUUUAUGUCGAAGGACAGCCGGCGCGGAUGAGCUGGAGUCGCAAUGCCAGACUGUUCCUCUAUGAGCAAGAGCGCGGUGGUUAUCUCCCAGUAGUACAGGUAGCUGAAGCAUUCUUGAAAGGUCUUGGCUUUGAAGGGUGGGUGUCAAUGGAGUUGUUUUCGAGGUCGAUGGCCGAUCCAGAUUCGACAGUGCCGGAGACACAUGCACAACGGGGCAUUAAAGCUUGGAAGAGGCUGGCGGAGGAGCUGGAUCUCUAG